Messenger RNA from Pelmatolapia mariae (spotted tilapia), 6205 nucleotides. It is a transcript of the gene fam49al, whose product is annotated as family with sequence similarity 49 member A, like. The coding region runs from base 3485 to 4438 and encodes 317 amino acids. The record is from RefSeq and is a predicted model, not a curated record. Gene Ontology annotation, biological process: regulation of actin filament polymerization. The transcript has 12 exons. Gene Ontology annotation, molecular function: small GTPase binding. Lineage: Eukaryota; Metazoa; Chordata; Actinopteri; Cichliformes; Cichlidae.
GUGAGGCAGUGCGUGUGCUCAGUGUUUAGGUGAAUCCACAACCCUCUGGCUCACGAGGAUAAAGGAUCCACACACAGAAAACGAGAGAGAGAGAGAGAGAGAGAGAGAGAGAGGGAGAGAAAAGCAGCGCGGGGACUUUGUCUUCUUCUUCCUCUUCUGGCAUCCUCUGCGCUCUUUCUCCUAGCUUCAUUUUCCCGCAAGCCGACAGCGGCUGUUUUUGCUUCUUUUCUCCCUCCCUCCUCAUCCUUCCCUUUUGUUCUCUGCAUCCAUCUCCGUUUCACCUCGGUCCAGCAGAGGAGGCAGGAAGAGCAUAGUCAGAGGCAUCAUCCUCCCUCCUGCACGCCGAGCCGGUUGUGGGUGCUGAUGCUGUAACCACUGUUUGGAGCUGACAAGCCCUGGUUGAUGCAGUGAAGUGUUCCAGUGGGAUAAACACAAGCGAAGGUCGCCAGCCAUGGGGAACCUCAUUAAGGUCCUUGGCAAGGAUUUAGAGAACUGUCCACAUUUUUUCCUGGACUUUGAAAUCAGUGAAGUCUGAACUUUGCAAAGCAUCCAUCCUAACAAAUCUUUUUUUUACUUCAUUACUCAGUGUUAAAAUCUUUUUGUAGUUCAUGUCAAUUUAUAAUUUACUUUGUUAGCAGGCUCGGCAUUUAACACAAAGUUCAGUAAGCGAGCUGACAUGUUUAGAGGUUUUCUUGAAUUGUUGGGUUUCUUUGAGAUUCAGAUUAUUUUGUUCCUGUUUUGAUGAGUUUAAAAAACCGUGAAAAAACAUCUCCAGCGAAGAUCUUAACACUGAUUAUGAAUUUUUAAGAUGUAGAUGUUUUGCACUGUAUCCCCAACAUGUUCUGCACCUCCUCAAACAUCCCCUUCUCCCUUUUAACAGCUGCCUUCCUCCCCCCUCUUUCUUUACCCGCUGUUACAGUGGGAGUGGGAGAGCUCACUGCUGGCGAGAGACGUCAGCCGUCAAAUAGGUUGAAUUUCCCCUUCGUGUGUCGGGCCUGUGAUUCACUUUACUUCAAAAGCGAAUUGGGAUGAGUCAGACUCGGGAAUGGCAGCUUUGGGAGCGUCCCUCCCCCUCCUCACCCACCCCCCUGUGCCAUCUGUGAGCUCUCCUUCUCCACCUGGAGACACACACUCACCUCUGUCACACAGCUUCAAGUUUGGUUUCUCGUUAAACUAUUUAUAGCUCAGCACUGAUCGCACCUCCCUAACACCCUUUGAAGGAUAAGAUGCAAUUCUGACCACUGACAAAAAGAUUAUCAGGAUGGAUGUCUGGACUGAGCUGCUGUCUGUGAAAAUCAUCAGUCAGCUUGAAGUCAUCCUCAGACUGAAUUAUAGCAACCUCUGUGUCUUAAAACAUCUGAGGGAAAUGGUUUGAGAAUCAGGGAAGAUACUGCUCUCACGCUGAAGCUGUAAUCAGCCAACUUGCACACAUUGUAAAAAUCCCCCUGGGAGCACGACUAAAUACAAAAAUCAACAAGUGAAGCUUGAGGUUUAUCAAAGUUGUGUAAUACUGUGAUAAUUAUGGCCAGAUUUCCCAUAUCCAUAAUGAGACUUCUGUCACAAACAGUGUGUGCGAAUCACUCACUGCACUGUGUAUUAUAGUUAGGGUCGUCCAUUUUAUUCAAUUAUCUAAAUUUUGAGAGUGUCAUUAAAUUUAUAUCCACGACUGCCCGCAGUAAUUCCAUCCACUGCAUGAACUUUAUACAUGCAAAAUAAUAAAAUUAAGUAAUUCAGCUCAAUUCAUUUUAAUUUUUAUGUUGCUAAAUUACCACAACGAACGAACCAUAAAAGUGAAGUCGAAACCUUGGACCCUAUCCCUGGCUUUCUUCGUUACACUAGCGCAUGCUAAUGCAUUCUCUGCUCCGGGUUCAUAUCAUUAACUGUAUAUUAAAAAUGGACAUCACAGCUGUAUUGCAACCAAUUGGUUUCUGGACAAUGAUUUUUUUAACGCCUCUAAUUUGGUAUUUUGGCCGUCACCAUCUCUGCCGAUUAGCUAAUACUGACUGCUAGCUAGCUAGCUUAGCUAAUGACGUGCAUCUGUUAUUUACUUAGCCAUACUUGAGAUGCUAAUUUGGCUAAUUUGGCUAGCAAAAGACAGGGUUAAAACAAAAUGUAGAAAACUACACAGCAAUGCCUUUUAGUACAACCAAAAGUGCGGGCUGGAUAUGAAUGAGGAAACUGUAUGAUCACAAUGUAGCCUUGCCUGAAGUAUACUGUGCUGUAUUGUUUGAACUACAGCUUCUAUUUCUUUAUUAAGGAAGACUUUAAAUUUGCAACUCAGAUCAUAAAUAGUUCUUUAGCUAAUACAUCAAAUUAGCAGCAGGAUAAUUGUCUGUAAAGAUCUAUAAUUGAUUAAUUUUUUCCAACCAGGAGGGAGUCCCCCCCCCCUGCUGGCCAGUAUAAAGAAUGCAGGUUUAAGGCAGUUCCAGACUGAUACCUGAAUAUGUCCAUCUUUUAUAUACAGCUAAUUUAGCUUACAAAUAUGAGGGCGUUAUCAAUCACCAGAUCUUGGCAUGAUAAGUGGAUUUAAUACAAAGCAAUUAUGCUAUACUUAAUUAAUACCUAGUAAACAUAAUGUGUUGUUUACCAGAAUAAUGAAGGAGGGCAUUAGAGAGAAGUCACUAACGUUGCACUGCUUGCUGUGCUUAUAAUGGCAGCUGGUGUGCACGUAGGACAGCAAAUAUACCUUGAUUACUAUUUCUCCGCAGGGAAGCAGCGCCUCGGGGUGCAAAAAUAAUCAGCAGAGCUACCGCAUGUAGAGAGCUGCCUGGGCACACUCCCACUCUUUAUACCUGAGUCAGAGGCAAGAAAAACCAAACACAGCGCUGACUCAAGAGGACCCCUCCUAAAUUGUGUCCCUGUAAGCACUUCAUCUGUCCUGCGUGCAUACAUGAACGAAGCAAAAACUGUGACUGUAAAAAAAAACUGAGAUAAAAACUGAGCAUGCCCAGAGGUCUCCCUCUCUGCUGCUUAUUUUUCUCACAAUUAAACUUAACAGUCAUUAGAAAAAAUAAUUCCACAGACGUGUAAAGGGAAAAGGAGAGCGAGAAAAAUCUAUAAGACUAUUACAUCAGUCUGAUUCUGCUGUUACACCUACCCAGGCUUUGAUACAUUUAUGCUGAAUGGGCAGUGGACAUGAAUGGUUGCUUUUACAGCGACUGCAGCCCAUCAAAAUGCAAAACUCUGUUCCCUGACACAAAGCCGACUUGUUAUAUGAGUAACCACAAACCUCACUGUGUGACAGAGCGUGCUCUACGAGUCUCCUGUUAUUGUUCUACCUGUAGGUUGUUUAUUGGCCAGAUUUUAACCUUAGAUAUUUACACAUGCAAUGAUUACUCUUUGUCUUUCUAAUUCUUUGCUAAUCUCAGGUUUCUAUCUGGCCUUCUAGGACAUCAUCAUCUAAGCUCCUCACUAAUACCCGCUCUCCCUUUCCUCUCUCCUCUCUGUAUCCCAUCACCUCUGCUCUUGAUAUUUUCAUCCCGUCAUGACACUUUCACUUCCCACUCCCCGUCCUUCUUCCCUCCCUGCCCUCACAGAUGCCCAGCCCACGGAGGCAGAGACGGCCGUGUGGAACCAGGUCAGCGCCGUGCUGGAGGAGGCUCACGGGAUCUUGGCCGAGCUGCAGUCCUACAACGGAGCGGGCCAGGAGAUACGAGAAGCCAUCCAGAACCCGGGCGACCUUGCUCUUCAGGAGAAGGCCUGGAACGCAGUGUGCCCCCUGGUGGCCAAGCUGAAGCGGUUCUACGAGUUCUCCCUCCGACUGGAGAACGCCUUGCGCAGCCUGCUGGAGGCGCUGACGAGCCCGCCGUAUGCUCCCAUGCAGCACCUGGAGAGAGAGCAGGCCUUGGCCAAGCAGUUUGCAGAGAUCCUCCAUUUCACCCUCAGCUUCGAUGAACUAAAGAUGACAAAUCCAGCCAUUCAGAAUGACUUCAGCUACUACAGGAGGACCAUAAGUAGGAACAGGCUGAACAACCAGCAGCUGGAAGCGGAGAACGAGGUUAACAACGAGAUGGCAAACAGGAUGUCGCUGUUCUACGCCGAAGCAACACCAAUGCUGAAGACUCUGAGUAACGCCACCACCAAGUUUGUCUCAGAGAAUAAGACCUUGCCCAUAGAGGACACCACAGACUGCCUGAGCACCAUGGCCUGCGUGUGUCGCGUCAUGCUGGAGACUCCGGAGUACCGCUGUCGGUUCACCAACACAGACACCAUGCUGUUCUGCAUGAGGGUGAUGGUGGGCGUCAUCAUCCUGUAUGACCACGUUCACCCCGUCGGGGCUUUCGCCAAGACCUCCAAAAUUGAUAUGAAGGGCUGCAUCAAGGUGCUGAAAGAGCAACCGUCUAACAGUGUGGAGGGACUCCUGAAUGCACUUAGAUACACGACACGGCAUCUACACGAUGACAGCACCUCCAAACAAAUCAGGGCCCUCCUGCAAUGAAACAAAGAAGAAAAAGAAGCGACCAGGAGAGGAGGAGGAGGGGAAACGAAGGAGCGCACUUGAAGGAGGAGGAAACAAACGCUGAUAAACCUGUUUGUUUACAACGAACAAAGAGAAAAAUCAUCUCCGGGGUUAAGUGCGACCUGAUGACAAUAAGAAGAGGAAAAUAAUUAUAUAUAUUGUCAGCUGUCCAUCAUUCUGUCUCUCAUUUUGUAAAGUAAGAAAAGAAGAAAAAAAAAAAGAAGCCAGAAAAGAAGAUAUAGAUAUAUAUUAAGAAAAGUGAAACACUGAGCAGCAGGUGAAGAAUAGGUAGGAUUUAAAAGGAAGCUAUAUUGGAAGAUUUAAGGUCAGAACCAACUGAAAGUGUACGAAACAAAAAAAGGAAGAAAAAAAAAAGAGGGUUAAUGUUCCAGAAGUAGUCUGACGAGUAUUUUUGCACACACUUUGAAAACAUCUCCUUCCCCAAUGAAAUCUGAUCCCAAACUGGUUCCCAUUGCUUGAACUGGAGGGGCUCUCCUUCAGCUGCACUGGUCUCCACCGACGGGUGAAUCGUAAAGCAAUGUGAUGGAUACACUCCGGAGAUUUGCUUUUACCCGUUUCACUUUCUUUCUGGUGCAGCUGGAGGAAAGCAGUCAGGCGGAGACGGGACGCCUCUGUUUUCGCCCCGAUUUCUUCCUCAUCAUCCAUCUAUCAAGUAUAUGCUUUUUUUCCCUUUAAAUUUCUCCUCAUCACCAACAAAAAUGUAAAAAAAUAAAUAAAUAAAUAAAGAUCCGCCCGUGUCGUGUGCCCCGAUGCCGUUUAUGUUCCUGCACACAAAAACCAUCUUGCCAGUUGUCUGGCUUUACUUGAACUACGUCCUUCACUCUCUCCAUGGUGCUAAUGUGGUUUAUCGCAGCUUCUUAUCUGAUAUCGUUUGGCUGUGAUGUGGGACAUACAGUGAUUUUGUCAUCCUCUUCUUUUGUGCACAAGUUAGCCACGAUGGCGAGUCAGCCUUCAGCAUCUCGGUGCGUAAAAAAAGGGGGUCAAACCUGAGAGGGCAUUUUUGGGGAAACCGCAGCACACUUUUACUUCUUCACCCAGUGCCAAAGCUUAUUCUGUUAUUACAUCGCACGUGAGUCAGGCUCGAGGGUUUGAUGGCAUUAUUAUAUCACUCAUCUUUCUUUUCUUUUUGUAAAAGAGGAUUAAAAAGCCGAGACACACGUGAAAAACAAGUGGGAAGGUGGUCCGAUUUACAUACAUUUUAAGGGAGAUCCGAGUGUUCCGGUGUAAAUACGUGAAGCUUUUCACAGUGGGCAUCCACACGUUCCCCGUCGGGGAAUAUGAAAAAACCACCAUCACAAACUCACACAUGAAAACUCGAGUGCUUUCUUUUAGCACGAGGUUUAAAAAGUCCAUCAAUAAGUGGGAAAUAAAAAUGAAACUAAAAAUGAUCCAAAAGGAGAUUCAAAAGAAGUGCUGUACUUUGGAUGUCUAGAGCCCUUAGUCUUAUUUAAUUUGAUCUUAUAAUAUAUUUUCUAUACAGGGGUAUGUGCGCAAGCAUAUUCUGUAUAAAUACAUAGAUGGCAUGUUGCAAAAGUUCUGACAGAAAUGUGUAAAUAAGGUGUUUUUAUUCAUUUUUAAUCGUUCAGUGACGCUGAAAUUGGGUAUGUGUUGUCUCUCAGAAUUACCAUGCGUUUGGCUUGGACCAUCGGACUUGCCGUAGUCAUAGGUUUCAGAAAUUCAGCUUCAUUAAUGGCGAAUGAACCGGAGGGAGGGGAGGGACGCUAA